AGAAGCACAUGUCAUAUAGUGAAUUCAAGAUCUGACACAUAAACAUACACACGCACACACAGAGAUUGGACUCUGACAGCAGAUCACAAAGGCUGUGUGAAAUCUCCUGAAGUGUAAGACUGCUUAGUAAAAUGAGAUCGUUUACCAGUAUUGGUUAUAUGUUUUUGCGUGCAGUAACACGCAAAAUAAACGUGUCCUUCUGCAAGAGACAAUGCGUCCGAAUGACAGCACGCGUUUACUCUGGGGAAGCUGUAAAGGCUGAUCUGAGGAACCUGAAGAGGCUACAGAGGCACUUUGAGAAAAAGCUGCGUUCAGUGUACGAGCAGUUUGCUGAUGUGCCGGACAGCACUGUAUUCCAGGGACUCCAUCAUGUGUAUUUUGUGGAGGAGCAUGUGGUGUACAGAGCAGCACGUGAAGAAGGUAAACAUUAAGGAGAUGAGACACAUGCUGUGCCAGUGCUCGGUACUCAUUUGGGACGUGAUGUGGACGGAUUUGUUCAAAGGGUCAGACUCUCUCCUUCUGAAUCCAUGCUGGCAGCUACACUGAAGAGCAGCCACAGCGAGGUGGCGAGAUGCGUGUUAGUUCGAUUAGAACCCUAUACAGUUCCCCAGGAGCCUGUGCUUAUCCUUGAGAACGUGUUCAGCUUUGAGUGGGCCACUGAUGACGUAUUGUACUACACCACUCAAGAAGGUCUCCAGUGCAGACAUGUUUAUCGACUACACCUUACAGCCACUGGAGCCAAAAGUACACUGGUUUAUGAAGAGAAAGAUCCAGAGUUCUUCGUGGAGAUCAUUCAGUCAAGAGACCAGAGGCUUAUUACUGUAAACUGCAGCAGUAAGAGCAGCUCUGAGGUCUGGAUGAUCGACAGCAAGUCCCCGCUCUCACCCCCUAAACUAAUACAGUCUAGGCAGCCCGGUUUGCUGUAUCACGUAGAGCACUCCGAUAACCAGCUGUACGUCCUCACCAACACUGGCCCAGGCCAUGAGUAUGAGCUGCUAAGGACCCCUCUCUCCUCUCCAGCCAUGUCCUAUUGGGAGCCUGUGUUCAGCCCUGGAGCUGGAGCAGUCAUUAAAGAAAUGGAGAUGUUACCAGACUACUGUGUGUUCACAUUGAGGGGGCCUCAGGGUCGACUCCAAGUACAGACCUUUCCAUUAAAAUCUCCUAAUGAUGUGACCAUUCACCAUCUGCCGUCCUGGGCAUGUGCUGUCGAGACAGAACGCUCUGACCCAUUGAAGAGAAAUUCAUGCCACUUCCUCUUGUCCUCCCCGGUUCAUCCCCCUGUCAGCUGUUGCUUCUCUCCUACGGAUGAGCGACCCCUCUCGUACGAGGGACUGCUUCAACAUGCCGCCCUCUCUGAGUGUCACACCACCCGCCUGCAGGCCAUCAGCCAGGAUGGGACUGCAGUGCCCUUGACACUUUUUCACACUAAACCAUUGGCUGAUUUGAGUGAUGUUCCACUCUUACUUCAUGUGUAUGGUGCAUACGGCGUAGACCUCAACAUGGCCUUCAGUCCUGAGAAAAGACUGCUCCUGGAGGACAACUGGGCACUGGCCUACUGCCAUGUCAGGGGUGGCGGUGAGUGUGGUCUGGGAUGGCACCGAGCAGGGUGUUUGCAGCAGAAGAAGAAUGGGGUGGAGGAUCUCACUGCUUGUAUUCAGACUCUUUUCCAGUCAGGAGUGUCCCAGCCUGCCCUCACUGCCCUCACUGCACGUAGUGCCGGAGCUGUUUUAGCUGGCGCACUGUCCAACUGGCAUCCUCACCUUCUCAGAGCCGUCCUCCUGCAGGCACCUUUUUUAGAUGUUCUUGACACCAUGAAGGACUCGUCCCUCCCAUUAACAGUAGAGGAAAGAGGAGAGUGGGGUGAUCCUCUUGCAUAUACAUCAGACUGGGACAACAUUGCCUCUUAUUGUCCCUGUCAUAAUAUUACUCCACAGUUUUAUCCAUCCAUGCUGAUCACUGCAUACUCAGAGGACAACCGGGUGCCUUUGGCAGGUGUGUUAAAGUAUGUGGAAAAACUCAAGAGGGCCAUCCAGACCCAUAUUAGCAAACUCAGUGUUAAAGGACAUGUCCCGGCUGUCAUUCUGGAUCUUCAGCCAGGUGGAGAUCACUUUGGUCCAGAGGAUUAUGACCAGUCCAUGUGUGAGGUGCAGUAUUCACUCAUUUCUUCUCUUCCCAAUGCCAGAUCAGUUAUUCUUUCAUUUCCAUUUCUUCUGCAGAUUAUAGAUUUGAGGGUUGUAUUUGCCUUAUUUUUAAUCAUUUGACCUGAAAUACCUGAAAUCAGCUAUAAACCGGUGUUUCUUUAACCACUUUUACCUGCAUACAGUCAUCUUUCUUUAAAUAAACUACACUAUAUGGACAAAUGUUUGUGGACACCUGACUAUGUGCUUUCUGAACAUCCCAUUUCACAUUUAGUCUUCAUAUGCUGUUAUAAUAACCUUCACUCUUCUGGGAU
Silurus meridionalis is the source of this 2452-nucleotide messenger RNA. RefSeq names its product prolyl endopeptidase like (gene prepl). Gene Ontology annotation, cellular component: Golgi apparatus; cytoskeleton. Gene Ontology annotation, biological process: proteolysis. The record is from RefSeq and is a predicted model, not a curated record. Gene Ontology annotation, molecular function: serine-type endopeptidase activity. Bases 528 to 2261 code for a protein of 577 amino acids. The transcript has 13 exons. NCBI's taxonomy places the organism in Eukaryota, Metazoa, Chordata, Actinopteri, Siluriformes, Siluridae.